This is a messenger RNA of Rotaria sp. Silwood1, 447 nucleotides long. NCBI's taxonomy places the organism in Eukaryota, Metazoa, Rotifera, Eurotatoria, Philodinida, Philodinidae. The record is from the annotation of a GenBank genome assembly.
AUGCAAACACGUUCAACAUUAGAUACAAGUUUAAAUAAUUUAUUUACAAAUAUUGACCGGUUAGGUACACGUGGUUUAUUAUCCUAUGGACAACUUUCAUAUGAUACUAUAUUAACAUCAAUCCAAAAUGCCUUAAUGAUAUCCUUAAUAAGUUAUAAUUUAUGUAAAUCUAGUAUAUUACUUGGACAAACAACAAAAGAAUAUAAUGAAUUAUAUCUACGUUUAAUUGAACGUAAUAAUAAAUUAAUAACUAAAACUCAUGCAUAUGCAUCAUGUUUAUUCAUGAAUUCAUCAAUAAUAUCAUCAUCAGAUAAUAUUCUUAUUGAACUUGUUGAAGAAUUAUAUGAAGGUACUAAACAAUCAUCAACAUUACCAUAUGAAGCUUUACUUUUAUUACGUCCUUUAUCAUUAUUACUUGCAGACAUUAGUUUUUUUUUCGUGCUUUAA